AGAAACAAAAGUGCUUGUGUUUAAUUAAAGACAAGAAAAAAAAACAAAAUGUCGUCAAUGCAUUCAGAUGACGACCAGGAGGAGAUCAACGUGGACUCUGACAGCAGACUGUCAGGGGCAUGUGACAGGAGUGUGGCUUCCGAAGACCGAGACUCAGAGCAUAGUUUUCAUACAUACCACAACUCUCCCAACGAGCAUAUGACAGAUACUCAACAAAGAGUCAACUUACCAUUCAGUAUAUCAAGACUUCUUGGUAAGCAAUUCGAAGACAUAGACAAGAGAAAUUCAGGAGAGAGUGAUAGAAGUGACCAGGACACUGAAUCAGAGAGUGCGAAAGAUGAAGCCAGAGACAAUUCGGGGUUACCUUUAAAUUUCUCUCAUAACUCGGCCCUGUAUCCUAACUCUGGGCUCUUGCUGAGGCCAGGGCUGGGCUUGGGUGGUGGGUAUGGGUUUUCGGGAAGCCCAGGGGUGGUGCGCGUGCCGGCACACAGGGCGCUAGGGGCUUUGGGCGCAUGGGGCGUGGCGCUGGACCCUAUGAGGCAAGCGGCAGCCGCGGCCUUCGCGCAUCAGGUCGUCAAAGAUCGACUUAAUGCAUCGUUUCCCAUCACGAGGCGGAUUGGUCAUCCAUACCAGAACAGAACACCCCCUAAGCGAAAGAAACCGAGAACGUCCUUCACGCGGCUACAGAUUGCUGAAUUGGAGAAAAGGUUCCACAAACAGAAGUAUCUUGCGUCAGCUGAACGUGCAUCUUUAGCGAAGACAUUGAAGAUGACAGACGCACAGGUUAAGACCUGGUUCCAGAACAGAAGGACGAAAUGGAGACGUCAAACUGCCGAGGAGCGGGAAGCUGAACGGCAAGCGGCUAACCGCUUGAUGCUCUCCCUACAGGCUGAAGCGCUAAGCAAGGGCUACAUGCCGGAGCCACCGCCAGGCGCCGCACCGCUGUCAGCGCUUCAUUAUCAGAACGCAGCAAGUACAGCAUCAGCGCCGCCAGCGAACACAGCUUUAAGCGCUUUGCAGAAUCUGCAGCCGUGGGCGGGGAAUCAAGCGUUUCUGAACGCACCCACGACCAGCGCGCCACCACAUCCGCCGCCCGUCGCCUCGCCUAUAUGUUGAAGUUCCAAAUUUGAAAUUGACAUUUGAUUUUUUUUAUUUCUUUUUAUAAUACAAGUCAAGGAGUAUUGUAACAGUUGUCA
This is a messenger RNA of Papilio xuthus (Asian swallowtail), 1196 nucleotides long. It is a transcript of the gene C15, whose product is annotated as homeobox protein C15. The record is from RefSeq and is a predicted model, not a curated record. Gene Ontology annotation, biological process: regulation of transcription by RNA polymerase II; animal organ development. Lineage: Eukaryota; Metazoa; Arthropoda; Insecta; Lepidoptera; Papilionidae. The transcript is spliced from 3 exons. Gene Ontology annotation, molecular function: DNA-binding transcription factor activity, RNA polymerase II-specific; RNA polymerase II cis-regulatory region sequence-specific DNA binding. Gene Ontology annotation, cellular component: nucleus. Bases 49 to 1116 code for a protein of 355 amino acids.